AUGAUUUUCCGAAGAGCUUCAUGGGGAUCCCUAUUCAUGAUUGCCUUUGCUGUCUUGAUUUCUUCAGUUCAAUGCGCAAGCGAUCCUCCGAAAACGUCGCCGAAAGCGAAAUUUACAUUCAAUCAACUCUGGAAUCUUGAAAAGACCUUCUGGGAUUCGUUUCUCUACCCGGCCAAUGUGAAACAGACAGAGGGAAACGAAUCAUCCGUUUUUGCCCCCAAUGUUCAAGGCCGUGUCGACAUUACGCGUACCUUCGACGGCGAUGAGCUAAACCGCGAAUACAUAUUCGGCCUAUUUUCAGACCCAGCACACGUCAGUCUGGUAGGUGUCCCAAUCGCAUACAAUAUCACGCAAUUCAGCGCCAAUGAAAACAUCGCAUCCGCAACAACCAUUGUCACUUUCAACGCUACAACCUUCGGCAUGGUCGUCCCGGUCACGAUUGACACGUGGAUCAUGUGGGACACGGAUGGCAAGAUCACGCAAUAUGACGCGGUUUUCCGUUACUUCGAAUACUUGGUGGACUUUAUUAUUGGAAAUGUCGCGACCAAGAUCAACGCAACCUCAUCGGACCAGGCUGUCGGAUAUGUUUCGGACCUACUAGCCAAGACUAUUUGUGCUACACAUGAGCAGUAUUGCACCGGGUCAAACCAGCAGUACACGGACACGGCGGCUUGUUAUGACUUUCUGACCAAGGAUGUGCGAUUUGGAAAGAGCUAUGAGCUAGGGAAAAAUACACUGCUUUGCCGUGAGGUUCAUGAGCAUAUGGUGCACUACAGACCUGAUAUUCAUUGUGCUCAUAUUGGACCCUCGGGUGGUGGAUACUGUGUGGAUGAUAUGGCCUACACGCAGACUGUCCUGCAGAGUUACUUUAAUGAUUCGUGGAUUCCGUUUGGAUAUGAAGGAAAUCAACGAAUAGCUCGUUAG
This is a messenger RNA of Penicillium waksmanii, 924 nucleotides long. RefSeq lists its product as uncharacterized. The record is from RefSeq and is a predicted model, not a curated record. The transcript has 2 exons. NCBI's taxonomy places the organism in Eukaryota, Fungi, Ascomycota, Eurotiomycetes, Eurotiales, Aspergillaceae. The coding region runs from base 1 to 924 and encodes 307 amino acids.